AUGUUGAAGGGGACUCGGACUGAGACUCGGGGUGAGUCGGUGGUCCUGGAUGCUGCAGCUCUGAGGCAGCAGAGGAGGCUGAAACAGGCGAUCCAGUUCCUGCACAAGGACUCGGCUGAUCUGCUGCCUUUGGAUGGGCUGAAGAAGCUCGGGACAUCGAAACAGGGGGUGUGUCUCAUAUGAUUUUAUGCAGCGCCAUAGUCUUCAUGAUGCUUCUUCACAGGCUAAACAGGUGGAAGUUAGGAUACAGGAGAACAAUCCUUGUUUUAUUUGGGCAGAUUCUGAAUUAUAAAUAUGAAGAGAUACAUGUUUAAUUAUAAAAUACAGAGUUGAUGUUUCAAAUAGAAAUAUUAAAAAUUAACUCCUGGAUAAAUUAAUGUUAAUUUAUCAGGAUAAUGGCAUCAUAGCAGGGGAGACUGGGGACGAUUGACACACUUUUUGUGUUUACCUUAAUUAUGACACAGUUUGGACUAGACUAAACAGAUGUACUAUAAUAAUUUGUUUUUGUCAUUUUGUUAUUGAUAAACCUAUGUUUUAUGAUUGAUUUUAGGAUAUUUUCUGAUCAUUUGAGAUACUGGACUCUGAUUUUCAUGAGCUUUAGAUCAACUUCGUUAUAUUAAAACAAAAUAGAUUUAAAAGAUUUUCACUUUUCAUGCAACAAGUAUGAGAUUAUCUAACAAUCGGCCUUUUUUAAUUUAAUAUUUUUUUUUAAAUGAACUUUUUAACGAUAUUCUAAUGUAUUCAGAUGCACAUGACUACGUAAAUGUCCCGAAACUGUGGACAUUUACGACACUAGUCAGAGACAGUUUGUAACACAUUGAAAGUUUUGCUUUUUCUUAAACAGAACUACUAUCAUACAAUUUUCUGUACUAUUAUUAGGUUGGUAAAAACAUCAAAUUAUUCUUUUAAGUAUUGUCUCAUGUAUGAAAUAUCAGUCCAUUCAAAGUAAACAUACAGAAGUUAGAUGUAAAAAACAACAAAAAAACUUUUAUAACACACUGCACAGAGCUGUUAAUGUGACAUCCUGUGAAUCUCUUGCCAAUUCAUUUGGCUGAUUGUUUUGAUAUUUAACAGGCUGAAAAGGGGCAUGUCACCACCUAUCAUAGCAGAGGUGGACUUACCUCUAUCAUUAAUUUGAUUUUUGCCCAGUGAAAUUGAAGGUAAAUAGAAUCUUUUGACUAAAUUGCAGGAGCACCCACCCGAACUGCAGUUUUCCUUGUGCUAAACUUCAGGCCUUAAUAAGAUCAAUAUGACGGUAACUUUUUAAGUUACAAUCUUAUAUAGUUGUCUUGAAUAAGAAUUUAAAUUUGUAUUUUUUUGCUCUUGAGUUGGACUUUGUAAAAUGGGGCUGAAUGGGUAUCGACUCACUUUGGAGCCAGCCUCAAGUGGACACUUUAGGAACUGCAGAUUUUGCCAUUUUGUUUUUACUUCACUUCUUUACCUCAGAGGCCUCAGCCAGACCUGUUUUAAUAUAAAAUACAGUCUGGCUGUUAUGUAUGUCCAGCUUUACUCCUCAUGUUGUGUAUAGCAAACAUGUUAUUCUUAUUGUAGCAGCCGCACCAUAUCAUCCAGAGGCGCCUGCUAGAGGCCAAGCUGACCCGAGGGAGACUGAACAUGUGUGGAGACACUCAUAACAAUGGAGGAGUCCUCCUGAACUGUUGUCAUUUACAUUCAAAUGAGGAUGAGGAAGAGGACAAGGAUGAGUUGAUUUAUGUGUCUGGCAAGGUGAGUGGAAAUUGAAGUAUGCUAUUUUUUCAUUUCAAUCACAUCAGUAUUCAUGUCCUUCAACCACUCCUGCUGCUCUGUGUGUUCACAGUGUUUAGGACAGGAUGUGAACCUGCUGAUCGACACCGGCUGCAAACUGAACUUAAUGUCCUCACUGACUGUGGAGAGAUCAGGGUGAGACAUUCACCAGCUGUCCUUUGACUGUUUUUCAGAUCACUUUUAGAGUUUAAUGAGUCACUCUGUGUUUGUUUGUUUUUGUUUUUUUUUUCCUAACAGUUGGAAAGAGCUGGUGGAAGAGAAUAAAAUGGACGAUGAUGGUUUUCCAUUUCAGCGGAAGAUCUGCAUCGAUGGACAAAUCAAAGAACUCAGCCUUACUGUCGGACAGCUCAGGAUAAUGUGCUCUUUUGUCGUAGUUGGUAAGAAAAGAGAAUAACUAUGCUUUAAUUAUGUCUUUUAAGAAAUAAUUAGGUAUUUUCUUGAUUUUUUUGUCUGCUUUUUUUUUUUUUGCAGAAAGUAACCAACCACUCAUGUCUCUGGGCUACAAGACUUUAAAGGCACUGAAGGUAAAUCAUCUUCUCAAGAGUUUAUUAUAACCAAAACUUACAAAUAACAAAGUCAAACUGUCUCUAAUACAGAAAUUUAAUAAAAUGAAUAGUAAGUGAAACAUAAUGUAUAAAGAUAAUAGAACCAAGUGAAACAAAUUUCCCCAAAUUAAAGCCAGAUAUCAAGAAAUUAGGUCUUCACUGAAGUAACAAAGCUAGAUGUGAAUAAAUUUAUCAGGAGACACUUCUGCUAUGGUUAUUGUAGGAUAAAUAAAAGUUUAUCUAGUCUUAUCUUUUGAAAUUCAUAUUUUAUGUCUGUUGAAUCCUUUUAUUUCUCUGUUUAAUUUGCAGACUGUGAUCGACACAGAGAAGCAGAUGUUGGUGUUGGGGAAAAACAUGAGGGAGCAGGUUCAGUUUGCCAAGAAGCCGAACAAUAAAAGGUAAGACUCUGUUUUUUAUGUUUAGUCAGUGUUAAAGCUAAUAAGGUCUUCAACAGUCCUGUUUAAAACCAUUAUUCAUGUUGUUGAUGGUCUUGUUUGCUUUUGGGUAUCAUAAAAAGGCAUUAGUAUGAACUUCAGUUUAUGUCAUAGAUGUCAAAAAAGCUCCCCACAGUAGCUUUAACAGCGUACAUCCUACAUCAAUACAGAGAUACUACAGUCAAUUCUGUACCAAUCUCAGUGCUGUAUUUUAAUAUGUCACACUAAAUGCACUUUGGAUCUUGUUGGGCUUGUUUGGAAAAAAAACAAAACAGGCACAGCGUCCAUAUUUGGAAAUUGCAAAGAAAACUAACAGCUGAAUCAGCUACACUGUACUUUUUGUUGUGAUAGUUGGGUUUCAGUUAAGUGUUUCUGCAGCUUUCCCUUCAAAUGAGCAAAAUUUCUAAACAACACCCAAGUAUUAAAUAAAAAAUCUCAUUACACUUUUUCUGCUUCUUUUUUCCUUUCGUUUUUCCUAUAGUUCCCACAACUUCAGCGACCUGUGA
Messenger RNA from Xyrichtys novacula (pearly razorfish), 3249 nucleotides. Lineage: Eukaryota; Metazoa; Chordata; Actinopteri; Labriformes; Labridae. The record is from the annotation of a GenBank genome assembly.